Messenger RNA from Gavialis gangeticus (Gharial), 3256 nucleotides. RefSeq names its product SV2 related protein (gene SVOP). The transcript is spliced from 16 exons. Bases 270 to 1916 code for a protein of 548 amino acids. The record is from RefSeq and is a predicted model, not a curated record. Gene Ontology annotation, cellular component: membrane. Gene Ontology annotation, molecular function: transmembrane transporter activity. Gene Ontology annotation, biological process: transmembrane transport. NCBI's taxonomy places the organism in Eukaryota, Metazoa, Chordata, Crocodylia, Gavialidae.
GCGGGGGGGAUGAAGCCUGUGAGUUUCUGUGGCCAGAACAGACCCCUGCCUCCCAUCCCAGUCAGCAGCUCUUGCUUUUCUCUCCAGGUCUUCUCCUCCUCCUCUUCUCCCCUCCCCCUUGCUGCUUUGUUUCGGUGGCGGUGGCAGCAGCGGUGGCUGGUGCUAUAGCGGAGGGAGCUGUCCAGCAGCCAGCUCCUGAGAUCCCAGCUGCUCUCCAUUAACCACAAUGUAAGAGCAAUGAGAGCAGCUCUACCAAACGCAGCCUGGCAAUGGAGGAUGAUUUAUUCCAGCUGAGACAGCUACCGGUGGUCAAGUUUCGCCGCACAGGGGAGAGUUCCAGGUCAGAGGAAGAUGCCAUUUCGGGAGAACACGAAAUUCAGAUUGAAGGUGUCCAAACAGAACUAGAAGCUAUAGAGCUGGAGGAUGGAGCUGCGGUGCCAAAGGAGUUUGCCAACCCAACUGACGAUACUUUUAUGGUGGAAGAUGCGGUGGAAGCCAUUGGGUUUGGGAAAUUCCAGUGGAAACUCUCUGUUAUUACUGGAUUAGCCUGGAUGGCAGAUGCUAUGGAAAUGAUGAUUCUAAGUAUCCUAGCUCCUCAGCUUCAUUGUGAGUGGCGAUUACCAAGCUGGCAGGUUGCAUUACUCACAUCGGUAGUGUUUGUGGGGAUGAUGUCGAGCUCCACGCUCUGGGGGAACAUGUCAGACCAGUACGGCAGAAAAACAGGCCUGAAGAUCAGUGUGCUAUGGACCCUGUAUUAUGGGAUUCUCAGUGGUUUUGCACCAGUGUACAGCUGGAUCCUUGUGCUCAGGGGACUGGUGGGCUUUGGGAUUGGAGGAGUGCCUCAGUCGGUAACCUUGUAUGCUGAAUUCCUUCCCAUGAAAGCCAGAGCAAAAUGCAUUUUAUUGAUAGAGGUCUUUUGGGCCCUUGGAACUGUCUUUGAAGUUCUCCUUGCUGUGUUUGUGAUGCCCACCCUUGGUUGGCGCUGGCUGCUCAUUCUUUCUGCUCUCCCACUCUUGCUGUUCGCCAUCUUAUGUUUUUGGCUGCCAGAAAGUGCCAGAUAUGAUGUCCUAUCAGGAAACCAAGAAAAAGCUAUUGCCACUUUAAAGCGAAUAGCAACUGAAAACGGAGCUCCAAUGCCUCUGGGAAAACUAAUCAUUUCCAGGCAGGAGGACCGAGGGAAAAUGAGGGACCUUUUCACACCCCAAUUUCGGCGGACAACAUUGUUGCUUUGGUUUAUAUGGUUUUCCAAUGCCUUCUCUUAUUAUGGGUUAGUUUUAUUAACUACAGAACUCUUUCAAGCAGGAGACGUCUGCAGCAUUUCUAGUAGAAGGAAAACAGUGAAAGCAAAAUGCAGCCUGGCAUGUGAGUAUCUGACAGAGGAAGACUACACAGAUCUGCUCUGGACCACGUUAUCAGAGUUCCCAGGUGUUCUGGUGACCCUAUGGAUUAUUGAUCGGAUAGGCCGCAAGAAAACCAUGGCUCUGUCCUUCUUUGUCUUCUCAUUCUGUAGUCUUCUGUUAUUUAUCUGUGUUGGAAGAAAUGUUCUUACUGUGCUGCUUUUCAUCGCAAGGGCUUUCAUUUCAGGAGGCUUCCAGGCUGCUUAUGUUUACACUCCUGAGGUUUAUCCAACAGCCACUCGUGCUUUAGGCCUGGGUACGUGCAGUGGGAUGGCCAGAGUGGGAGCCCUGAUCACUCCAUUUAUUGCACAGGUCAUGCUGGAGUCUUCAGUCUAUUUAACUCUGGUGGUUUACAGUGGGUGUUGCCUCCUGGCAGCUUUGGCUUCCUGUUUUUUGCCCAUUGAAACCAAAGGCCGUGGCCUGCAGGAAUCUAGCCACCGAGAAUGGGGACAAGAGAUGGUUGGGAGAGGGUUGCACAACCCCGGAGUGACCAGGUCAAAUUCCAGCUCUCAAGAAUGACCGCACGGAGGAUGGUACAUGGAAGAAUUGUGUUUGAAAAGAGAAGCGAAGCGUAUCAAGCUGACCGUACUGUCACUGCCAAUGUCAUGUGUCAAAAUGCAGGAACUUUUGAUUUGGACCUAAGCAAAUUGUGUCUUUACUACUCUCUGCUCACACUCAUACCAAUGGUCUUGUGUAAUGAGAGGCAUUUGAUCUGGUCGUCAUUUAAAGUUUCAGGAGAAGGGAUUUCUUUAAGUCUGUUUUGUCUGCAUGGUCAGCUACCAAGCUUAAAAUGUCCUGUGUCAAGCAAAUAGCUCACUGAAUGCAAUUCAGUAUCGGCUGUAAUUUUAAAAAAAUGUAAUCUUGGUGCUUAAAAGCAAAAGAUUCAUAUUUGUUCUGUACCUGGCAUAGCACACGGUGGGUUCCAUACACUACAGAAUACGUUUUUCAAAUUAGAUGCCUGCCUUGCACUUUUUUAGUUAUCAGCAACAACAAAAUGUUGUGAUAAACAGCAAACCUACCAAUGCUUUCCAGCUCUCUUGCCUGGAAGUUUGUUCUUUGGAAAUUACCAGGCACUGAGGGAGGUGUUUCGGAAUGUAUUCCCUGAAUGUUUUCAUUCCUCAAGGCAGAGUCGUUCGAGUCGGGACGAGUGGUGUUUGACUUGGAGAUGGGCUGUUACAGAGAAAUGUCAAUCCUUGUGGUUUGGAACAGAAUUUAAGUCUUCUACCAUUGCCAGAAACAUUGAGCACUCUAUUGCAUUGGUGAAGACUGCUUCAGCCUACCAGUGUCUGUGUGUGUGUGUGUGUGUGUGUGUGUGUGUGUGUGUGGAGAUGCACGCUGUGGUUUACUGCAUGGGUCCAGAUACGUUUCUGCUCAAUUUGCCUAAGUAUGUUCUUGCACUGGUGUAGCCAAUACCUGUGAUACAAAUGUCUUAAUCUGAACAGCUGUUUGUGGCAGUUGAAUAGAGCUGCUUUCAAGUAUCUCCCCACAGGAACAUGUUUCCUGACAGCUGGGCAGAACUCUUGGAUAGCUGCUAUUGUCCGUGGAAUGUAAUGCCGGGGUACGAAGGAAUGUCAUUGGCACCACGUCUUAAAUAAAUAGAAGUCCUGGGAGGAGCUGUACCAGUCAUCGGCGGAGGAUUGGCUCGGCACAUGCAGAUCGGGUGUGCAGACAGGAUGUCGAUGCAGUUCUUGCUCUUGCUGCAAGGAGUGGUAGAGUUCAGGUGAGGACAAGUUCACUUCAUAUAUAUAUAUAUAUAGAGAGAGAGAGAGAGAGAUUUUUCUUAUAUAUAUAUAUAUAUAGCCUGUUUGUAAAGAAUCUGUCACUCAACAGGGCUUCAGAUCUCAAGGCUUGUUGGAUGU